This is a messenger RNA of Penicillium daleae, 1233 nucleotides long. RefSeq names its product DUF4050 domain-containing protein. NCBI's taxonomy places the organism in Eukaryota, Fungi, Ascomycota, Eurotiomycetes, Eurotiales, Aspergillaceae. The record is from RefSeq and is a predicted model, not a curated record. The transcript has a single exon. The coding region runs from base 1 to 1233 and encodes 410 amino acids.
AUGUCACUUGAAAAUCGCGAUGAGGCCAUCCGUGAGGCCAAGAUCUUCGUUCGCCAAGUCGUGCGAAACGACUGGGAGUUCGAUUCUAGUCUAUACGCCGACGGCACACGUCCCACCCCCGCGACCUCCUCAACCCUCACGGACGGAACUCUUUGCGAAGGCCGCGAAGUCGUCGAAUGGCGAUGCCGAGAAUUCGACAGCACAGGCUCAGAACUGGAGCCCCAAUCGUCUGACCAAAGUGACUCGGACUCGCAGUCACCAGGGAGGCCUACAGGGGACCCUGCGAUUGAACGGCGGCGCAGGCACCGGCGGCAGAUGGAAGACGAGAUGGCCUGGAAUGAGGGGUUACGAAUGUGGAUGGCCAGACGAGACGCAUGGUCUGGGGCAAGGACACAGCGGCAGAUUCGUGCCAAGGAACAGAAGCGCAAGCUCGCUGCUUCACAAAAUGAGACAAACGGGUCGUCUGACGUGAAGGGCGUGGAUGCUGCAGAAGACGGCGGUGCGGGGAAUCCCCCGCCCACGGACCCUCGGACCCGCGUUGAGCUAGGUGAUACCGGUAUGCUCGCGAACAAGACGGAAUCAUGUCUUUCGAUUACGGACAAGGAUAAGGAGAAGGUCGAAGAGCAAAUGCGCCGCCAGGAUCAAGAGGAGGAGCAAUCUACUGCGCCAGAUGAGGAGACCAAGCGCAAGGAGUCGACAGAAACAUGCAUCACCGAGCCAGACCAGACUACCAACUAUACUCCGCCUAUAACCACGUCAGAGAUCGAUGACAAGGACUCGGGGGAAGAGGAAGAUUCUGAAGAGGAAGAAGAACUCGACGAGCCUCUUAUCCCAGUUGCGCCUCCGUUCAUCUCCUCCACUAACCCCGUCCGCGCAACGAUCACCCCCUCGAUCUACCCUUCCAUCUACACCAAAGUCGUCGUACAGGGCAUGACUCCCACCAUCCCCGUCAACCUGGCCGACCUGACCAAAGCAAUGGUUCAAGGAUGGAAGGCAGAUGGACAGUGGCCUCCAAAGCCGGCUGUUUCAUCCAUCGUCCUUCAAGAUGAUGCUUCCGUCCCGAAAAAGACAGACUCUCCUGUCGAUGGAGCACCUCAGUCAAGGCGAAAGAACAGUAUAACGAACGCCAUGCGCAAGGUCUUCCAUAUGGGAGCGCAUCCGUUCCAUCGCCGUGGCUCAACUAGUCAGGACGCUGGUGCCGGUAACGGUGCUCCUAACGGAACCGCCGCUUAG